AUGUGGUUCCUCAUUCUCUUUGCCUCAUUGGCAUCUCUGCUUAGCACUGCCGACGCCGACUCGUUCACCGACUUCUCCCGCAGCUGCACCGGCAUCGACCUGUUCCACAACUUCUUCCUCAGCGCCACCUGCUGCCACCCCGACGACAAUGGCGCCGAUGCCCAAUCCGAGAAUGAGCUUGACCUGACCAUGUGCAUCGGCCUGGAUCAAAGGAGCGGCCAGAUGCAGUGGGAGGUGUACGGCAAGUUCUCCAACUACUGCACCAACUGCACCCUCGGCACGGUGGCGGACGGUACGGAGCACCAGCUUACCUGCGCCUGCCAGCCGCUGGUGGGCAGCCGGGCCUUCAAGCAGUCGACGAUCAACCUGGAUGAGGGCAUCGCCAACGAGUGGGGCACGCUCCGGUGCGCGGGCGGCAUGGCGACGCCGCCUCAUGGCUGGAAGGGUAACCAGGCUUGA
Chaetomium globosum CBS 148.51 is the source of this 459-nucleotide messenger RNA. RefSeq lists its product as uncharacterized. The coding region runs from base 1 to 459 and encodes 152 amino acids. Lineage: Eukaryota; Fungi; Ascomycota; Sordariomycetes; Sordariales; Chaetomiaceae. The transcript is spliced from 3 exons. The record is from RefSeq and is a predicted model, not a curated record.